Menidia menidia (Atlantic silverside) is the source of this 1806-nucleotide messenger RNA. The record is from the annotation of a GenBank genome assembly. NCBI's taxonomy places the organism in Eukaryota, Metazoa, Chordata, Actinopteri, Atheriniformes, Atherinopsidae.
CAUGAGGGGCUGAUAACGGGGCUGACUCUACCGACGCGUCGACUGGACCUACCGUGCGCCCCUGUGUCCGUCCGUGCGUCCAGCUGUCCGGCUGUCCGUCCCCCGGAGAUGAUGGCUCGGUGCGGGACGUUUUGGACCGGGAUCCUCGUCCUGCUCGCCGCCUGUCUCCCAGUGGUCGUGCGCUCUUUCAGCCACCUGAAAUCCAACCUGUGCAAGUGGUGCGAGGCCUCCAGUCCCGUGUGCAGAGACAGCGUCUGCCUGAGCAACUGCACCCUGUCGUCCUUCUGCAUCAUGACCGAGGAGAUCUGCAUCGCCGUAUGGAGGAAGACCAACGACACCAUGACGGUCCACACGGCCUGCCACAAUCCGGCUCUGCCGCUGGAGGGCGUGGACCCCGACCUGCUGCUGAACUUCACCUCCAGGGAGUGUCACAUGGUCCCGCAGCCUUCGGAGGAGGGAGCCAUGAUGGUCUGCGGCUGCCAGGGCGACCACGAAUGCAACGACAAGCUCAUCUUUGACAAGGGAGCAAAUGGUUUCCUGAAGCUGCAGAGUAAGGAUGUGAUCCCCGUCGUGGCGGUCAGUUUGGUGCCUCCUGUCCUGGUGGCCAUCGUUGCCACGGCAGCCUUCUACUUCUACCGCGUGCGGCGCCCGGACAAACCGGGGCCCCCCGUGCGCCUCAACUGGCCCACCAAGCACAGCCCGGAGCUCUACCAGGCUCUGGAGGCGGCGUGCGGGGGGCAGGGCGUCCAGCGGGAGGGCGAGGGGGGAGGCGGGCGGGACGAGUACCACGCCAAGGCGGCGCCGUUUCCCGACGAGAGGGCCGAACUGCUGCCCAUCAAGCUGGAGGCGCUGGUGGGGAAGGGGCGGUUCGCCGAGGUGUGGAAGGCCCACCUGCUCCAGGGCGAGAACGCGGGCGCCGGCAGCUACGAAACGGUGGCGGUGAAGGUCUUCCCCGCCGUGGAGUACGCCUCGUGGAGGAACGAGUGCGCCAUCUUCUCCGACCCGACCCUGCAGCACGACAACGUGGUCCAGUUCCUGGCGGCGGAGGAGAGGAGGCCCCCGAGCCACGCCCCGCAAACCUACUGGCUGGUUCUGGCUUACCACGGCCUCGGAAACCUGCAGGACUUCCUCACGGCCAACACGCUGAGCUGGGAGGAACUGGUGCCGAUGGCGUGCAGCAUUGCCAAAGGAGUGGCCCACCUCCACAGCGACACGACGCUGAGUGGGCUGUCAAAGGUGCCAGUUGCUCAUCGGGACCUAAAGAGCAGUAACAUUGUGGUGAAGAACAGGAAGGAGUGUGCGCUGUGUGACUUUGGUCUGGCGUUGAGGCUGGACCUCUCCCUUACUGUCGACGACUACGCCAACAGUGGACAGGUGGGAACAGCUCGCUACAUGGCUCCUGAGGUACUGGAAUCCCGGGUGAACCUGGAGGACCUGGAGGCCUUUAAGCAGAUGGAUGUUUACUCCAUGGCUCUGGUCCUGUGGGAGAUGGCCUCCCGCUGCGACGCCAUCGGGGAGGUGAAGGGCUACGAACCGGCGUUUGGGUCCAAGGUGUGUGAGCAGCCCUGUGUGGACAGCAUGAGGGACCUGGUGCUGAGGGACCGCGGACGGCCGGACAUCCCCACGACGUGGACGCAGCACCAGGGUAUGAACAUCUUCUGCUCCACCGUCACCGAGUGCUGGGACCACGACCCCGAGGCCAGACUGACGGCUCACUGCGUGGUGGAGCGCUUCACCGCCCUGCAGCAGGACGAAGAGGAGGAGGAGGAGGAGGAGGAGGAGGAGGAGGUGGGGCGGCAGGAGUAA